AUGGCUUCGGACGAUUCCUCGAAGCAGAAGGCGGAGGUUCUGCCACCGAAGAAGCAGGCGGAGGCGGGGAUGAAGCCACCGACGGAUAUGCUACCGCCAAAGCCAAAAGAUGAUCCAACACCAGUAAUCAAGGAUGCCCUCAAAAUCGUGGAGAUUCUGCACAAGAAAGUUGUUCCUGCAUCCAAACAACAAGAAUUCGUAUCAACGGGUAGGAGCCUAGAUGCUAGUCUCAGCAACUCAGACGUCGUCCCUGAGAAUGAUGGGGUGCAGAGAUCUGCUAGUCUCCCUCCUAAGACUCCAGCUGACCAGGAUGACUCUGAGCAAUACAUACCUAAGCUGAGACGUAAUCUGCAUCUGCUCAGGGAAGACGUGGUAAAGCUUCAAGAUCUUCGCCUCGAAGUUGCAGAUGAGGUGGCCAAACAUAUUACCCCACUUGAAAAACUGCUCAAGAAAGUGGACAAGGGUUCCUCUACAGCUUUGACCAAGGGUAUGAAGAAAGAUCUGGAGGACAUCAACAAGAAGAUAUUCAACCUCAUGUGUCAGGUCCCUUUGCUGCCCAAGAAACUCAAGAAACGUGGAGAGCUAGACGCUGAGGGUGGCGAUCUGGAGAAUGACGGCAAAGGUAUCGAAUGCUUGCCAGGCAUCCAUGCAAAUGAAGAGGAUCUCAGACGACUCGCUGUUUUCAGAAAAGUAAGUGAGAAGUUUGAGAAGCUUAGUAUCGACCGCAAGAUCUGCCUGCUGAGCUUUGCUGUGUUCCCUGAGAACCAAGAGGUGAACAGAACGAUGCUCAUGUACUGGUGGAUCGGAGAGGGCUUUCUGCCUGAUAAGAUCAAACCAGACGAGAGCACGGCGCCUGAUAGCGUCAAACCCAAGAGGGUGUUUAGACUUGCUAGUAAAGAAAAGCCUUGUGAAAAAGACAGACGUGAAGAUGUUGUCAAGGCCAUUCUUGACGAGUUCGUGGAGGAAAAGUUGAUUGAAGCUGUUGAGAACAAACGCAAAGUGGAGCCGAAUAGCUACAAGAUGGCCCCUUUCGUGCAUUCUUCACUGGUUCUUAUCACGCAGGAGAUGGGACUUUUUAGCAUGUAUAAAAAAGGGGAGAAGCCAAGCAUGCACAAGUCAGAGCUGAACAAGGUCUGCCUUGUGGAAGGGUCUUCAAGCCAAACAGAAGCAAAGGCUAAAAAAAUGCCAGAAGUGAAACUCAUCGAGACAGUGUUCAAUGUCUCUGAGAGGUUUCCGGAUUUCGCAUUCAAGUGGUUCUCGGACGAUCAAGCAUCAUCAGGGAACAAGUCGUUGGUUCGUCUAUCGACAACUGUGUAUAAGAACCUCAUGGUGUUUUAUCUGGGAAGAUGGGAGAGAACUGCAAAGCGCCACAUCGAGGUAGAGAAUCCUGAGCUUAUGAAGCACUUGAAGCAUAUGACUAAACUCAGACUUCUGAGUUUCCAAGGGAUAUCAAGAAUUGAGAGACUCGACGAUGCUGUCUGUAAGCUUCAUGACCUGAUCAUCUUGGACCUCAGAGCUUGCUACAAUCUGGAGAAACUUCCAGAGAAGAUAGACUCACUCAAGAAGCUGAUCUACUUGGACAUCACGGAUUGCUACAUGAUAGAUCGCAUGCCCAAGAGGAUGUCGUGGCUGGAGAACUUGGAGGUUCUCAAGGGCUUUGUGGUUAGUGAUGCCACUGAUGAUGAGAAGGUCUGUUUGCUGGAUGAGUUGAAGAACUUGACAAAGCUGAGAAAGCUAAGCAUCACAAUAAACAAAGGUGGACUGUUCACUGUAACCAAACUGUUUGUGGACAUUGAGGAUUUCGACAAUCUGGAGAAGUUGAAAGUGGCGUGGGGAGGUAUUAAUGAUCACAAGAAAGAGGAGACUUCUGGUGGGGGAGCCAAUAGAUUUAUCAGAGCGGUGACAUUUCGUUCUCAGAUCGAUAUUUCCGAAGAAAUAAAGAAGCAGAGGGCUCCAAAGCAUCUUCCCAAGAAACUGAAGAAACUGGACCUGCAGUGUUUUCCUGAUCGGGAACUUCCUCUGUGGCUUCAGCCCCAAAACCUUGGUGGUCUUGAAAAACUCUACAUUAAAGGAGGGAAAGAACUUACCGGAUUUAAAAAGUUACCGGAUAAGGCAACGGAAUGCAAUGUCAAGGUUUUACGUCUCAAGUUUCUUCCAAGGCUGAAAGUAGAGUGGAGGGAGCUGAGCGAAACGUACUUUCCAAAAGUGGUAUUCUUGGAUAAGUAUCAAUGCCCUCAAGUUAGUUUCUGCCCCUGCGACGGUAUCGGAAUCUGGCGCAAAAACCGUCAAGUCUAA
Messenger RNA from Microthlaspi erraticum, 2295 nucleotides. NCBI's taxonomy places the organism in Eukaryota, Viridiplantae, Streptophyta, Magnoliopsida, Brassicales, Brassicaceae. The record is from the annotation of a GenBank genome assembly.